Messenger RNA from Prorocentrum cordatum, 516 nucleotides. The record is from the annotation of a GenBank genome assembly. NCBI's taxonomy places the organism in Eukaryota, Dinophyceae, Prorocentrales, Prorocentraceae.
GACAUCAAGCGCAUCGUCAAGGGCAGGGCUCUGCACGCCUCCCUGGACCGGAAGCUCCUCCAGCCGCACUCUACCAGCAAGCGUGCGGCACAUGCUGUUUUCAAGGCCGGCCUCCUGAACCACGACGAGCAAACGCAGAUGCACCGCAUGUUCGAGCAGGCGGACACCGCCAAGCACAUCACAAACAUGAGCGUCGUCAAUCUCGCAGUGCUGUCCGACUCGCUCACACUCUGGUCCGAGCAGGUGCGCUCCGCCACCGACCCAUUCGUUACCACGAGCAUGCUCUUCGACCCGCUCAAGACCAUGGCUACACACAGCGGCGAAGCGAUGCAGACAUUCUCCGAUAUGGUGAACCAGAUGACAGCCACUGCACACAAGACGCUCUACACCAAGGUCGUCGCGCAGUUGCAGGAACAUCCCGCGGCGACGUGCACGGAUCACGAGGCCAUCAACCAGCGGAUCGACAAGGACAUGGUAACCCUCCAGAGCGAGAUGAUGAAGACAGUUUCCGAUCAG